AGGUCCAAAACGCGGCGGACAAAGUAGGAUUCCCCAUGAUUGUCAAACCCAAAGCCGGAGCAGCCUCUCUGGGAGUGUACCGAGCCGAUAGUGUGCAAGAGUUAGCUACGCACGUGGCGUCUAUACUGGAGACCCUCAGAACCACGGACGACCUCAGCUACAACCCCGGAGUCUUCGGAGCGCUGGUGAUGUGUGAGCAGUUUAUCCAGCCACACCCUGACAUCCAGCACUACUCGGCUGAG
This is a messenger RNA of Sphaeroforma arctica JP610, 242 nucleotides long. RefSeq lists its product as hypothetical. Lineage: Eukaryota; Ichthyosporea; Ichthyophonida. The transcript has a single exon. The annotation marks the transcript as partial. The record is from RefSeq and is a predicted model, not a curated record.